Adineta ricciae is the source of this 1233-nucleotide messenger RNA. Lineage: Eukaryota; Metazoa; Rotifera; Eurotatoria; Adinetida; Adinetidae. The record is from the annotation of a GenBank genome assembly.
AUGUCAUCAUCACAUUGUCUUGGAAAAGCUCGUGAUUCUCGACGCGAACGUGUGUCAAUACGUCGAGCAACAGUAUCGAAUAUUGUCAAUGGAAGUCGAGAGACACACAGUUUAUUUGAUGCUGUAAACGCUCAAGAUUAUGAUCGAGUUCUCGAUCUUCUUCAAACAGGUGCUGAUCCACGUAUCGCUGAUAAGUAUGGCCGUACUUCGCUACAUAUUGCAUCUACAAAACUCGAUGCUGCCAUAGCGAAAGGGUUGAUCGAUCAUGGUGCGGAUGUCAAUGUUGAAGAUUCACUUGGUAAUACUCCAUUGCAUUUGGCUUGUAUUAGUGGUCGAGUAGCGAUUGUUGGUGUUCUGCUUCGUGCUGGCGCAACUCUAUCAGCAACGAAAAGUCGAGCAAUGCCAUUAACUCUGACAUUGAGUCGUUUACAAUCAAUGAUGAAUGAAAAACGUACAAUAUCUUCUCCUGAUAUGAAAACUGAAAUACUCGAAUUAAUACGUCUACUAAAAAAUCGCGCGUCGUCAUCACAUAACAACAAUAAUGAUGCAAUUUCGGAUCUUUGUUCUCAAUUAGAAAAUUUAAACUCCUCUUCAUCAAAUGAUUCCACACUAGAUCCUUCAUUAUUUUCUAAUCUAACAAUUUCUAUAUAUAAAAAUACAACUAAUGGCCAACAAACAUCGUCGAAAACACUGUUUCUCAUUCGUCAUGGUCAAUCGCUUGCCAAUCGUGAUUACGACGAAUCUGCUGCCUAUCGAGAUGCUGGCUUAACAGACCAAGGCAUUGCUCAAGCCAGAGCUUUGCAAAAGCAACUCGCAGCUCUACAAAUUGAUCUUGCUGUGGUCAGUCCGUUAACACGGGCAUUGCAAACAUGUCAAAAUGCACUACCACCGUCAUAUACCGGACCAAUUCUUGUCCUACCUGAAAUAGCUGAAAUUUGUUCCUCGCAUUAUAGUUGCGGACAAAAGCGUAGUGUAGUUCAACCCAAAUUUCCAGUCUCGUUCGAUUGGACCAAUGUUCCGGAAGAUGAAAUCUGGUGGUGGCAGUAUGAUAAGAAGCGCUGUAGUGAGAGCAAUGAUUACCAAUCGGCACGAAUGGAAAAAUUUCGUCGUUUCAUUCAAGAACGACCUGAACAACGUAUCGCAGUUUUCUCACACGGUGAUUACUUAUGGGAACUCUUGGAAGGCAAAUGUCCUUAUCCAGCUAAUUGUCAAGUGACUACGUAUAAGAUGUAA